This is a messenger RNA of Spodoptera litura, 2650 nucleotides long. RefSeq lists its product as uncharacterized. Lineage: Eukaryota; Metazoa; Arthropoda; Insecta; Lepidoptera; Noctuidae. The record is from RefSeq and is a predicted model, not a curated record. Gene Ontology annotation, biological process: regulation of transcription by RNA polymerase II. Gene Ontology annotation, cellular component: nucleus. Gene Ontology annotation, molecular function: zinc ion binding; DNA-binding transcription factor activity, RNA polymerase II-specific; RNA polymerase II transcription regulatory region sequence-specific DNA binding.
UGAUUUCUUUCAGAGCCCAAGAUAGAAAACCAGUGGCAUUCGAGGAUUGAAGUGGUAGUGAAAGCUGAACCAGUACCGAUGCAAGCGCAGAGCGAUGAUGAUCAUUGUACAGACACAUUGGCUGAUACUCCAGAACCCGAUUUGAAACACGAUAAAGCAAGCGAUGACGAUGAUCAACCAUUAAAACGUCCCGCCACGCCACACAUAGAGGAGACAGAUAGAUUUGUGGAGAUUCAUGUCCCUCCGUUAGAUUCUGACAAGCCUCAGGCGCCGGCGCCUAAAGCGAAAGUGGCGCCAUCUCUCGCUAUGAUGCAGAGGCAAAAACUACCAAUGGAAAAAGUACAACAAAUCAUGCGAGAAAGAGACUCCUCAUACGUGACAGAGACAAACAUACUAACUAUAGUAGAAUAUUCCUUCGUCUGUCCGUUCAAGUGUAGACAUAACCACUUACUAUGCUACUACUGCGGUGAACUAUAUUCAGAUCCCGAGCUUUUGAGGCAGCAUACCCUCAAUACACAUAAUCCAAAACGAUUCAAAGUGACCGAACAUAAGAAAAUGGUCAAAAUUGAUCUCACUCGGAUAGACUGUAGACUGUGUGGCAUUAAAAUCAAUGAUUUGGACAGUUUCAAGAAGCAUAUAUCAGAGAUACAUAAGAAAAAGUACUAUUUUAAUUAUAAAGAUUCAGUGUUGCCGUUUAAACUGAGUCGGGAUGAGAUGAAGUGUGCUAUCUGUAACGUCUUGUUUCCGUAUUUUCAUGCGUUGAAUAAACACAUGAAUGAACAUUACAGCAACUAUGUUUGUGAAACUUGCGGACUGGGUUUCGUCGACAGAGGCCGUUUCGUAAUGCACCAACAACGACACGAAGAAGGCGACUUCCCCUGCCCGGACUGUGGGAAAGCGUUUAAAGCCUUAUACAAUAGAGACCUACACAUAGACAGAGUGCAUCGUAAGAAGGGACGUGUUUACUGUCCGAAGUGUGACGUCAAACUGAUGUCUUACUACCAGAAGUUGAAGCAUUUGGUCGAGGUCCACGGAGAAGAGCCCCUCAGCUUCCCGUGUACGAUGUGUGAGCGAAUAUUCGAAACACGACGGACGCUCACCAUACAUAGACGGAAGGAACAUCUUAAAGAUUAUAGAUAUGAAUGCCAAUGCUGCGGCCAAAAGUUCUUCACUCGGUUCGCUCUAAACAAUCACAUGCCGACACACACCGGCGAGAGGAACUUCAAAUGUAAGGUCUGUGAAAAAUGUUACCCUCGUCUGAAAACCCUGAAGGAUCAUAUGCGAAUACACACAAACGACAGAAGGUACCGAUGUCACGUUUGUGGUCAGGCGUUUAUUCAGAAUUGCAGUUUGAAGGGACAUAUGAAAAGCCAGCAUCCGGAGUAUGAGAUGAGAUAGGUGUGAAGUAGCUUGUUGGAAAAGGGUGGUCGAGUAAAGAUAAGUCCGGAAACCUAGGUGGGUUAAUCUGGAAUGCUGGUUGUGUAAAUUUGGAAAGAUGGUUGGGUAAAUCUGAUAAGAUGGUUGGAUAAAUUUGGAAAGAUGGUUGGAUAAAUCUGGGAAGAUGGUUAGAUCAAACUGGAAAGCUAGUUGGGUUAAUCUGGAAAGAUGGUUGGCUUAGUCUAGAGAGCUGGUUGGGUAAAUCUGGCAACCUUGUUGGGUAAACCUGGAAAGAUGGUUGGCUUAGUCUAGAGAGCUGGUUGAGUAAAUCUGACAUCCUUGUUGGGUAAAUCUGGAAAGAUGGUAUGAUAAAUCUGGAAAGCUGGUUGUGUAAAUCUGGAAACCUUGUUGGGUCAAUCUGGAAAGAUGGUUGCCUUAAUCUAGAACGUUGGUUGGGUAAAUCUGGCAACCUUGUUGGGUAAAUCUGGAAAAAUGGUUGGCUUAAUCUAGAAAGCUGGUUUGGUAAAUCUGGAAAAUUGGUUGGCUUAGUCUAGAGAGUUAGUUAGGUAAAUCUGGAAAGAUGGUUGGCUUAAUCUAGAAAGUUAGUUGGGUAAAUCUGGAAAGAUGGUCGGCUUAGUCUAGAGAGCUGGUUGGUUAAAUCUGGCAACCUUGUUGGGUAAAUCUGGAAAAAUGGUUGGCUUAAUCUAGAAAGCUGGUUGUGUAAAUCUGGAAAGAUGGUUGGCUUAUGAUAGAGAGCUAGUUGGGUAAAUCUGGAAAGAUGAUUGGCUUAAUUUAGAAAGCUGGUUGUGUAAAUCUGGAAAGAUGUUUGGCUUAGUCUAGAGAGCUAGUUGGGUAAAUUUGCCAACCUUGUUGGGUAAAUCUGAAAAGAUAGUUGGUUUAAUCUGGAAAGCUGGUUGGGUAAAUUGUAAAUCUGGAAAGCCGGGUGGGUAACUUAAGGAAACUUGAUAUGUAAAUCCGGAAACUGUAUAUUCAUGGAAAAGAUCCAGCCAUUAUUUAAUUGGAUGAAUAGAUUUCUUUAACACACAUCAAGUUGCUGUCACAUAUUACCCAUUUAAAAGUACCUUUACACAUAAUUAGUGUACAGACAACCAAGUCAUUCAGUUUGCGAGUAAGAAAACAAAGAUUGAUUCAGUACAGAGACAGUAGGUAUUGUUAUACUAAAGUGUAUACUUUGUAACGAACCCAGCCAUCGCGAAGGAGACACCGGGCGUCGGGGAUCGCGGGACGAUCUCCGGCCACCGUAAGCGCGGGC